Messenger RNA from Prunus mume (Japanese apricot), 318 nucleotides. NCBI's taxonomy places the organism in Eukaryota, Viridiplantae, Streptophyta, Magnoliopsida, Rosales, Rosaceae. The record is from RefSeq and is a predicted model, not a curated record.
AUGCGGGAGGAGGAGGAGACUCUGGAGAGUGGAGGAAGUGGUGGUCGCGGUGGGUCCCGCUCUCACUUGUUGUGGGCCGCUGCCAGCGCGGCCCAGUUGGGUUGGGCGGUGGUGUCGUCCCGGAGAGGUUGCGCCGGAAAUUCCACGACGAUGCCUUUCAAGGCCUUUGCCGUUGCGUCCCUCUACGUCGGCUCCAUCGCCACCGCGGGCGUCGCUGGCCUGCAAGCCUCUGGAAUCCGCAAGGUGGAGGAUCUAGUAGAGCUGGGUGCAAACAUAAGAACUGGACUUGGGGUACCUCAGAGGACAAGAGACGAAUAA